UCAUCAUGUAGUCCUUGAUGUAAAAGUGGAAAUGCGCAAGUAUGGUGCUUUACCAAAUGUUUUUGACACUAAUGAAUAACCUUUACUCUAUAGCAACUGCUGUAUGUCUUCAGGAAAACUGCUACAGGAAAUCACAUGCAUCUGAUUAUCAACCCCUAUGGAUGUCUAAUUGUGCCAUUCGUUGGUCAAUUCUGAAGGAGUGUAAUACAACAACCACCUCUUUUUAGUCCAAGUAAUGACUUCAGCAUGACCGCACAGCAUGCUUGCCUUGUUAAGAGUUUACCCAAAAUUGCACAGUGAAUCUCUCCAAAAGAUCUCGAAGGCUAUCAAAACAACAGGAUAACAUUGAAGAACUCCCCUUUUUUGGCUCUCCGAAUGUAUUAUCCUACAUAUUAUUUUUGAGGAAAAAUUUGUUAUUGUCCAAGAACUGUCACCACCUCUUUUCUUCCCUACCAUUUAGCGCUUGUCUGCUGAUUUUAUUCUUGGUUUGUCACUGCUAAAAACCAUCAUGGCAGAAUACGUUCAACCCAGAGGCACAGGAAUCGAAGGAAGAAUUGUGAUUAAAGAUGAUUGGCUCGGAUACAGUUUAGAACUUUUCACUUAUCCAGAGCAUUACCAUGAAGAUAUAGAGAGUGUUUACAUUCCACAUGGGGUCAUCAUGGACAGGACAGAGCGUCUGGCCCGACACAUCAUGGAUGACAUUGGGGACCAUGACAUGGUAGUGCUGUGUGUUCUGAAGGGGGGGUACAAGUUCUGUUCAGACCUCGUGGAAUUCAUAAAGGUACAGUGCCGUAACUCCAACAAACACCUGGAGACCAGAGUAGAAUUCAUCAGGCUUAAAAGCUACCUAAAUGACCAAUCAACAGAGGACCUGCACAUCAUUGGAAGUCAAGAUCUAUCUGUUCUAAGAGGAAAGAAUGUCUUGAUUGUAGAGGCCAUAGUUGACACAGGAAAGACCAUGAAGGCCCUCCUAAAGCAUGUAGGGUCCUUUGAACCCAAGAUGAUUAAGGUCGCAGGUCUGUUGGUGAAAAGGGUCUCCAAUGUGGUUGGAAGCCUUCCAGACUAUGUGGGGUUUGAAAUUCCAAACCGUUUUGUGGUGGGUUAUGCCUUGGACUACAAUGAGUAUUUCCGUGAUCUGAACCAUAUCUGUGUCAUAAGUGAGAUUGGAAAGGUGAAGUACAAGAUUUGAAGAGAAGUAAACAGACGUGGUUUGUUCAGACUUCCAGAGUUGUGGUCAACUGGUUAAUAAGACCUUUCCUUAUCAUAUUAAUCAUCACAAAUUCUUAAGGGUUGUUCUUAUUGCAUUUAUGCAAUAAGAGAGGGUGUGAUUUAUGGCCAUUGCAAAAUAAGCAGAAAUAAGUUUAUGCAUACAUUCAAACUAUAUCUCUUAACUUCAUGUUUUUUAAUCAACCUAUGUUUGUGUACACAAUAAUUGAAUGCUUUGAUGUCAUAUGCAGUUCAAAAUUUUUAUGUCAAAGUCUAAUGUUGGCAUUUUUAUUUGCUUAAACCAAUGACCUAAU
Esox lucius (northern pike) is the source of this 1520-nucleotide messenger RNA. RefSeq names its product phosphoribosyl transferase domain containing 1a (gene prtfdc1a). The transcript is spliced from 9 exons. Lineage: Eukaryota; Metazoa; Chordata; Actinopteri; Esociformes; Esocidae. Gene Ontology annotation, molecular function: magnesium ion binding; hypoxanthine phosphoribosyltransferase activity. The record is from RefSeq and is a predicted model, not a curated record. Gene Ontology annotation, biological process: IMP salvage; guanine salvage; hypoxanthine metabolic process. Bases 509 to 1189 code for a protein of 226 amino acids.